This is a messenger RNA of Anopheles nili, 4730 nucleotides long. It is a transcript of the gene rdgA, whose product is annotated as eye-specific diacylglycerol kinase. The transcript has 15 exons. The record is from RefSeq and is a predicted model, not a curated record. Gene Ontology annotation, molecular function: ATP-dependent diacylglycerol kinase activity. Lineage: Eukaryota; Metazoa; Arthropoda; Insecta; Diptera; Culicidae. Gene Ontology annotation, biological process: diacylglycerol metabolic process; intracellular signal transduction; lipid phosphorylation. Bases 1 to 4242 code for a protein of 1413 amino acids.
AUGCACCGUUUGCGCAACACCUUCACUAGAUCCCGGACGCCCACGGGAGCGGAGAUGAAAACCCAAAGCAGUCUCGAGGUACCGAAGCAGGUACGCUCAGCAUCGUUCGACGAAAUACAACUAGAGGCGCAACGCUCGUUUCCGCAGCGGUCGAUGUCGACGACGGCGGCAGCAACUGAGCGCUCGCCAACGCCUGGUACCGGUACCGCAGGUGUUGGGAAUCUGCUGCUGCAGGUGCCCCAGACCACGCCCGGCCAGCGGUCGCGCAGCUUCGACCUGGCAGGUUCGGCCUCGGACGAGGGCAGCGCGGUGGCGGCGGCUUUCCUCGACGUGCCGAAGCGCUUCCAGCGACGCAAGUCCAGCUCGAAAACGCCGCCACCGUGCAUCCACUGCCUGUACCUGGAGGAGUACCGGCGGCUGUUUGGUGUGGAGCAGCGCCUGUACUACGACAGCGAGGAGUACCAGGCGUACCUUGACUACACCUCGAGCUCUUCGGGCAGCGACGGUGACGGCGACGACGGUGGAGCGGGUGGCGCGAAGGGGGGUUGCGGUGGGCUUGGUGCAGGUGUUGGUGAUGGCAGGGGCGGCAACGAGGUUACGCAACGAGGCAACGACAAUGGCGACAACGACGUCGACGACAACGCAUACUACUACGACGAUGACGAUGACGAGGAUGAUGAGGACGAGGACGAUGAGGAUGCGGACGGUGACGACGAUCGGGACGAACGAGACGCAGUACUUGACGUAGUCGAGGCGGAUAUCGACGAACCUGACGAAGACACGCUUAACCGGAAGCAGCGCCAGCAGCAGGCAACGCUUGGACUUGACGCACCGGCCUACGAUUACUCUACGUUGUUUCAGCGAGUGUCACCACGCCGCCGGUUGCGAGUAGACUGUGGUUCUGCUACGCUGCUAACAUCGCCACCUGUAGCCUCGCCGUGUCUCAUCACACUAACACUCUCACCGACGCAACCAGACGACGAGCGUUCUGACGAUCCAGGUGGUUGUGUGUUCGGAGGUGACGAUCCGUCACUCGGUGUGCGAUAUGGUGAGAUCGCACUAAUGCUGCCUGACAGAGCGACUGAAUGUACGUCGACGUCGACGUCGACAUCGACGGCGACAUCGACGGUCGAAAUGGCCGCCUCCGAUCAGGCGGCUGAAUCGGAUGAACCACCACCACCGCCAAGUCGCACACGGCGACGUUCCAUCUCACGUCAGGAAGCCAUUAUUGUCGAACCAACGGGCAGUUCGCUGGAGAACGUUUCCGGUGGCGCUGACAGCCGCCCAACAACACCGCCAACCGCCAGCCCCCCACUCACCUGCCAGCCGCCCUGGCCGCAGCGUGACCGAGCCGCUUCGCUAGGUCCACUCGGAUCGUCGUCGACGUCAUCUCCACCACCGCUCCCGCCGUACCCGUGCCAUCAGCCGCCGGCACCGCCCGUGCCACCUCGGCCCCGCCAGCUCGCGGCGGCCGGUGCACCGCUGGCGUCGCCGCCUCCGGUACCCAGCACGGGACAGCCGCCGGCGGCGGAUUUCGUGCGUGACAUCUAUCUGCAGGUGCCGGACCUCAAGCGAGACCGGGCCGCCUCUGUCGACUCCUGCUUCGCCAAGGUGCCCGGUGCUAAGACGGAGGAGUUACAGCCGCCGCCGGCCGGUACCCUUCACCUGCUGGCCGUACCCACGAGCGCAGGCGGCGGCGGCGGCGGCGCAGUUCGAUCACGGUCGGUUGAUAUUGUGCUGCCGACGGAGGAGCAGGCUCGCUAUAAGGCGCUGGCACUCGCAGGUCCUUCUGGUACCGGUACAGCUGCCACCGGGACCGUACCUGCUUCCGGUGCGACUGGCGGCCAUCUUGCGGCGGCUCGCGGAAUACACACGUACACGCGCCGCAUAAAUAUAAUAUAUAGUAUAUGCUUGUGGGUUGGCGAUCCACACGGGCGCCAGAUACGAUGCACUCCAGACUGGAGCGAAAAUGCGGUCUCUGGCGAUCAUCUAUGGGUGCCGACGUCGGUGUCCGGUGAUUGUUGCUACGUCGGUGACAACGACUGCACGAGGCACGGGCCGCGGAUGAAGUGUUCGGCGUGUAAGAUCGUGUCCCACGCUAGCUGCAUCUCGGUCGUGAUGGAACGCAGCCAGCUGCAGUGUAAACCAACCUUCCGUGAUGUGGGCGUGCGGCAGUACCGUGAGCAGACGAAAACCACUCACCACUGGGUACAUCGACGCAGCGAGAAGGGCAAAUGCAAGCAGUGUGGCAAGUCGCUGCAGGCCAAACUGACGUUCAGCUCGAAGGAGAUCGUGGCGCUGUCAUGCGCCUGGUGUAAGGCGUCCUAUCACAACAAGGAAGCAUGCUUCAGCCCUGAGCGCAUUGGCGAAGAAUGCACGCUCGGUCCGCACCGAAGCAUCGUCGUGCCGCCAUCUUGGAUCGUGAAGUUACCGCGCAAGGGCAACUUCAAGUCAUCGCUCCGCAAGACGCCGCAGAAGAAGAAAAAGUCCGGAAAAAAGGUGUCAGUACCUCGGGAACCACGCACGUUCGUCAUCAAGCCAAUCCCGACGGCUAACAUCACGCCGGUGUUGGUGUUCAUCAACCCAAAGUCGGGAGGCAACCAGGGGUCGAAGUUGCUGCAGAAGUUCCAGUGGCUGCUCAACCCACGCCAGGUGUUCGAUCUGACGCAGGGUGGCCCACGGAUGGGGUUGGAGCUGUUCCGGAAGGUGCCACAACUGCGUGUCCUAGCGUGUGGAGGUGAUGGCACCGUCGGUUGGGUGUUGUCCGUGCUUGACCAGAUUAACUUCGUGCCACCACCGGCCGUCGGUGUGUUACCACUUGGAACCGGCAACGAUCUAGCUCGGGCCCUAGGAUGGGGUGGUGGAUACACAGACGAACCGAUCGGGAAGAUCCUAGCGAACAUCGGCAACUCGGAUACGGUGCUGCUCGACCGCUGGAACCUGAAGGUGGAACCGAACACCUCCGUACCGGACGCUGACGACGGCAAGGACAAUCUGCCGCUGAACGUGGUCAACAACUACUUCUCGCUCGGUGUCGAUGCGCACAUUGCGCUCGAGUUUCACGAAGCUCGCGAGGCCCAUCCGGAGAAGUUCAACUCGCGACUCCGCAACAAGAUGUUCUACGGCCAAGCCGGCGGUAAGGAUCUGCUAAAGCGCAAGUGGAAGGGUUUGGCCGAGUUCGUGACGCUCGAGUGCGACGGCAAAGACCUGACGCCAAAGCUGAAGGAGCACAAGGUGCACGCGAUAGUAUUUCUCAACAUUCCCAGCUACGGCGGUGGUACACACCCGUGGAAUAAGUCCGGUGGUCAGUUUGAGCCAGCCACCGAUGACGGCAUGAUUGAGGUGGUCGGUUUGACCACGUACCAGCUGCCACUGUUGCAGGCCGGUGGUCAUGGCACCUGCAUCACCCAGUGUCGCAGCGCACGCAUCGUCACGUCCAAGACAAUACCGAUGCAGGUGGAUGGUGAAGCGUGCAAGCUGAAACCGUCCAGCAUCGAGCUCACCCUGCUGAACAAGGCUGUGAUGCUGGCCAAGAAGAAACCUGGCCGGGCGAACGUACCGCAAGAGAAGCUGGAAUCGCUCAACAUCAGCCUGUUGAAGAUCAUGAUGGCGGACUACGAGCAGCACCACUACGACAAGGACCUGCUACGACAAUCAGCGGUGAUGCUCGGCAACCUCGAGGUGCCCGUUACCGACCUGGAGCAGGUGCGCGUACUCAUCAACAAGUACUGCAGUGAGCAACCUGAUAGCCCCAAGCUGUCACCAGACUGGUGCUUUAUCGACUCCUGCACCGCCGAGCGCUUUUUCCGGGUGGAUCGCGCCCAAGAGAACCUGCACUUCAUCACCGACAUCGCGACCGACUGCGUGUUUGUGCUGGAUCAGGAAAGCCCAACGCUCCCGCAAACGCCCGAGGACGACCACCGGCGAUUGGGUGCACCGGGACCAACGGUGGGCAGCGUGGAAUCGGGCGAAAGUAUCCCGCCACCAUCACCACAGGCCACUGGCAAGCUGCUUGAUCGGUCCCUAUCAGGACCGGCCGGGGACAUUCCGUCGCGUAAGAGUUCGCAGGGAUCGCACGGUAGCUUCCAGGAGGCGGACGGUGCGGCCCAAUCGCGGGCCCCCGGUACACCGGUCACGCACGAUUCCGUCGGCAAUGGGCAGAGCUUGGAUCAGAUGGUCAACUUCAAAAGCUUCCACGAGCGCUUGUUCGGGCUCAAUGAGGAUGCCUUCGGAUUCAGGUGACUAUAUCUGUUAGCUAGCGAUGUGUGUCCGUACUGUCCGGUGGCUAGCCGCACCGUGUCGCCGAGACGAUCUAGGCUAGAUCUAGGCCUCCGAUUCCUCGUAGCCGAGCCUUGGGCCCCUCUGACCCGUUGACGGUGCGCUGUGCAAUGGUAUGUGUUUGCAGUGCUGAUCCUCGCUCGGCCUUGAAGGUCACCAGAAACUCGUGACGCUCACGAGCGGCCAUCUUGAAAUCGAAAAGCUCCUCCCACGUGCCGUAGUUAAUGUGCCGCGGGUGCGCUGGCGUUUUUUUGGAAUCUUCUCGCGAUGGUUUUCGUUCCGCUUUCUGUAACGGUUUUGAUUGCUGUAGGGUUACAACUGUAUGUUUAAAUUGAUUUCAAACCAACCGUCGUUUGGUGGUUUUCGCGGGCCAUUAUUAUUUAUCUUAUUUAUGUUGUACUUAUUUUUAUUUGCUACGCUAUGUUUUGUUUAUUAUGUAUGGUUGGCUUCCU